UGAGAACCCCUGCUGUCUAGUUAUGAAGCAGCCAUCUUUAAAAAGACUUUGGAAAAGUCAAAAUUGCGAUCAGGUGUUACUGAGAGUAUGAAAAUACGCCGCCGGCAUUUAUCGACGUGUUGAGCAGUCAAUAUACCGGUACAAGGAACUUGAAAAAAAUUUACGAAAUGGAUGCUAUAAGAAUCGCAUUGCGAAGAUCAAACAUUAUAUACAAGGCAACUGUCCAGGCAUCUUCUAGAAAUUGCAGAAGUCGCAGCCAGAACACCAGAGUUAUGUCGAGUGUAUCCCAGGAAGCGCUAUUCUCAAGAGAUAGUAACACUGGUCAUGGUUUCAUUGAUACAAAUGACACAAAGCCUAAGGAUGACCAAAUAUUCAAUGCACUUGGGGCGACUGAUGAACUUUCUUCAUACAUUGGACUUGCAAGAGAGUUUGCAUGCGACAGUAACGUUCAGCAUCCUUAUGUAGACAAAUUAAAGAGAGUACAAAUGAUUUUGUUUGAUCUGAAUCAUGCAAUAUCACGGUCAAGUCCUGGUAGAACAAAGCCAUUUGACGCUAAGCAUACCAAAGAUCUUGAGGAAUGGAUUGUCGAGUAUGCGACUCAAUUGCCCCCAGCAGAAGAUUAUAUAAUACCGGGUGGUGGCAAAGCAUGCGCUUCGUUACAUGUAGCAAGAACAAUCUGCAAGCGGGCAGAGAGGAGCGUGGCACUGUUGGUUAGGGACGGUGCUUUAGAUGGCGAAGCUCAGGUUUACCUUAACAGAUUGUCAGAUUUUCUCUUGACCAUAUCACGUAUAGCGGCAAAGUGUGAUGAACGCACUGAAAACAUUUAUAUACCACGCGCCGAAGUCAGCGAAGAGAAGCAAUAGUGUAUUUGUGACUUUUUCAACAUGUUCCCACACACGUGAUUUUAAUUUAAUGAAAUCUUGAAUUAGAAUUUUCUCCUACGAUCCUUUCGUCAUUUGCCAUUAUUAUUUGACCACAGUAUUUAUACACAGAAGCAUUUACGUUAAUAUCGUACACUAUGACUAGGAAAAUAUUAUGAAAAUUCUGAGAUUGUACUGAUGAUUUAAGUGUCGGGUAUGGGAACAGGUUCAGUAGCCAGACUGUUGAACUAUGAAAAAUAUCAAUCUCCGAUUAGUCGUUGUUAACAUGACACAGUAAUGUUGAACUAGAAUUAAUAUACACGCACGAAGAUAGUUCUAAGAGUAUUCAGAAUUGUAUAAAUUGUUUGAUGCAUUUCAUUCGUGCCAAGAUUAUUUCAAAUUUUUAAACGCAGCUCAACAGUAACCAUCAAGUAACAGUUAAUGUAUCUGAUGCUAAAUAUGAUUUCACUACGAUAUGUAGGAUUUACAGAUGUUUUAUAAAUCAUUGUUAUUAAUGUUGAUAAUAUAUCAGCACAGUCGUUGCUGUAAUAAUUAGAUAACGUAUUGAAAAAUAAACUUGUAAAUAGUAUGUACCGAUUAUAAUCUCGUUAAGUUAUUCAUUUUGAAUUCGUGACACUGUCUGUUUGGUUAUUUUAUUCGAUUUACAAGCACAAUAGAUUGGAAAAAAGUAAUUUUAUUCAGUACAAGGUGAUACUACAUAAAUAAUCGAGUUACUGGGAGUAAGUAGUUCACACUAUUAAUCGUUAAACAGUUACAAAUAUGUAUUACAAACAAUAUAUGGUAACAUUGACCAACGAGCAGAAAUUUGCGAAUAUAUAUUUCAAAUAUCUUAACAAAACGAAAUACUUUUCUCUGUCAUAAGUCGCACGAUGUUUUCAACUAUUUUGUAAACAAAUUCUGCAUCGCUGUGUGAGAAUAUCAUGCUGUGAUUUGUAUUUACAGGACCGUUUGACAAAUUAUCAGUAGCUGCCUUCCAACCAGAGUAGUAAAUGUUGACUCAUCUCAUCUUAUUUCUUUA
Messenger RNA from Neodiprion virginianus, 1899 nucleotides. Its product is annotated as corrinoid adenosyltransferase-like. Bases 168 to 863 code for a protein of 231 amino acids. Gene Ontology annotation, molecular function: corrinoid adenosyltransferase activity. The transcript is spliced from 4 exons. The record is from RefSeq and is a predicted model, not a curated record. Lineage: Eukaryota; Metazoa; Arthropoda; Insecta; Hymenoptera; Diprionidae.